Messenger RNA from Paramormyrops kingsleyae, 2608 nucleotides. RefSeq names its product integrin alpha FG-GAP repeat containing 2 (gene itfg2). NCBI's taxonomy places the organism in Eukaryota, Metazoa, Chordata, Actinopteri, Osteoglossiformes, Mormyridae. Gene Ontology annotation, cellular component: KICSTOR complex. Gene Ontology annotation, biological process: regulation of TOR signaling. Gene Ontology annotation, molecular function: protein binding. The record is from RefSeq and is a predicted model, not a curated record.
GUCGCCGUACUGCGGGUUUGUAGUUUGUUUUUCUUUCACUUCAGAACAUACUUAUGGAGUAGGCAGGAUGUCCUUUAUUAUAGUUAAUCGGUGGGGUGCUUAUACAUUUAUGGUUCGGUUUUAAGUGCUACGUUUUUCAAAGAAUAAGUGAACAACGAAGUCGGUUCAUAUCCCUUGGUUGGCAAGGCCUUAUCCCCAGUUGCUCCAGGGAUCCUGCUUUCCCAACUCUACGGCGCUCUGGACAGAAACGUCUGCUAAAUUAAUAAAUGUAAAUGUAGAAAUGUAAAACAUGCGAUCGGUGAGUUACGUGCAGCGUGUCAGCCUUGACUUUUCCGGGACGUUGUUUCCACACGCCAUAUGCCUGGGGGAUGCAGACAACGACUCGCUAAACGAGCUUGUGGUCGGAGACACCAGCGGGAAGCUCUACGUCUAUAAGAAUGACGAGUCCAAGCCCUGGCUGACCCGCUCCUGCGCAGGGAUGCUCACCUGUGUGGGAGUGGGGGACAUCUGCAACAGAGGGAAGAACUUUGUAAUAGCUGUGGGGGCAGAGGGUUGGCUUCACCUGUUUGACCUGUCAGCUGCAGCGAAGUCUGAAUCAUCCAGUCAGCAGGAGGCACUGUUCUUUGAUGAUCAGACGCCCUACUUUACGCAACAUAUUCCAGCUAACACUAAAGUGAUUCUUAUUAGUGAUAUUGAUGGUGAUGGCCGGAAUGAGCUGGUGUUGGGCUACACAGACCGUGUGGUGCGAGCGUUCCGCUGGGAGGAGCCGCCAGACGCCCCUGAGCUGGAGAAUGGGCAGCUUGUUCUACUGAAGAAGUGGCUGCUGGAGGGCCAGGUUGACAGUCUGUCUGUGAACCCUGGACCUGAGGGUCUCCCUGAAUUGAUGGUCUCUCAGCCUGGCUGUGGCUACGCUAUCCUCCUGUGUUCCUGGACACAAGAGAGCCCUGCUGACCCUGACUGCAGUGCUUCAUCCUCCCCUGAGGGGGAUGGACCUUCCAGAGACGUCAUCCUCCAUCUGACCUCUGGCCGCAUCCAUAACAAAAACGUCUCCACCCACCUGAUCGGCAGCAUCGGCCAAGGCUUCUUAAAGCCCUAUCCUGAUGGUGUUCCAGGGUCCUCCAGUGAACCCUCCAAAUGUGGCCUGUUUGCCCUCUGCACGCUGGACGGCACCCUGAAGCUGAUGGACAGCACUGAGCAGCUCCUGUGGUCCGUGCAGGUAGACCAUCAGCUAUUUGCCCUGCAGAAGCUAGAUGUCACUGGGGAUGGGAGAGAAGAGGUGGUGGCUUGUGCCUGGGACGGGCAGACGUACAUCAUCGACCACAACCGUGCUGUGGUCAGGUUCCAGUUUGAUGAGAAUGUCAGCGCCUUCUGUGCAGGCCUGUACGCCUGUAAGGAGGGCAAGAACACACCCUGCCUGGUCUACGUCAGCUUCAGCCACAAGAUCUACGUCUACUGGAGCGUGGGGCUGGAGCGCAUGGAGUCCACCAACCUUCUGAAGGUCUUGGAGGAGCAGACCGAAUACCACGAGCUGCUGCGGCGUCAGGGAGUGGAUCCUGAGGACACAGAGUCUGUAAGGGCGCUGAUCCAAGAUGUGCUGUAUGGGGAGAAGCACCCUGCACCCCCCUGACUGGCAUAUAGCUGCUUCUUUGCCCCCCUCCCCCCCCCAGCUGCACUCCAUGUUUUCUGUUUAUUUUUCUGUACAGUUUAAAGUUUGAGUAACAUGCUUGGUCUUGGCUCAGAGGAACCAGUCUCGUCUAUGAGUAAAGUCAGUGUGUCCUCAGAGGGACGAUCUGGAGUGUCUGCAUCGCACUAGUGAACAUCCAGGAGGCGGCUAGACAGCAGACAGCGGUAGCAGUGUGCAAGUCUGAGGGAAAGACGUCAUCAGACAGCUGGGCACAAAGCAGAACGCUCCUCAUCCAUGAGAUGCGAGACAACGCACAAGCUCCUCUGGAACUGCUGUUUGCAAAGUAGUGAUAUGUGACGCUACAGUUUAGGAUCUGUUAUCUGAAGGUUGCUAGUUAAAAAUCCCCAUGGUAGUGAUGUCAUCGAUGAAACCUUGAGUGAGAUUUUGGACAAAAGCAUCAGCCAAAUAAAUAAAUAUAAAUAUUAAGCUGGGACAUGAACUGGCAGCUCCAUGAAGAACAGUCCAUAGAACAGUCAAUGGAACAGUCAAUGGAACAGUCCAUAGAACAGUCAAUGGAACAGUCCAUAGAACAGUCCAUAGAUUGUAGGCAGAUGGAUUCUACUUGUCACACCUACAAAUGCACUGGAAUGGUGGGAAAAAUACCAUGGUGGUGUAGUGCCAGCAGUCUACCACAGAGAAGAGAAAAUUACAUUAACAAUAGAUGAUGUAUGUGUGUGACAUUAAGAGAAACCUGUGCAGUGCCUUGACCUUGAGUUUGACCUUAUAGUUUAGCUGGAAACCAACUGAAAUCUUGAACCUUCCACUUUACAUCUCAUGCUGCCUCUUUGUAGCCACUGCCCAAAUACAUACAUAAUUCUAAUUUCCUUUUUGUUAUUGUUACUAAAUGUAAAAUAUGCCUUUGCACACUGUACCAUAUCAGUUACGGAGCUCAUUACCGCUUGCAUUAACAUCACUCUCAUUUCA